Messenger RNA from Acytostelium subglobosum LB1, 1281 nucleotides. RefSeq lists its product as hypothetical. The record is from RefSeq and is a predicted model, not a curated record. The annotation marks the transcript as partial. Lineage: Eukaryota; Evosea; Eumycetozoa; Acytosteliales; Acytosteliaceae. Gene Ontology annotation, biological process: protein deubiquitination. Gene Ontology annotation, molecular function: K63-linked deubiquitinase activity; cysteine-type deubiquitinase activity. The transcript is spliced from 3 exons.
AUGCCUACAACACCAACACCUACCGUCAACAAACACAAGAACAACAAUAGCAGCGGCAACAUCAACAACAACAACAACAAUCAUGGCUAUAUGGGUAGUGGACUAAACAGCAGUGGAGGAGGAGGUUCUAGUAACAACAACAAUAAUAAUAAUAACAAUAACAAGACAAAGAAGAAGUCAAACAGAGACAGUCUGACAUCGUCGUCAUCAUCAAAGUAUAGCAAUCAUUCACCACCCAAUCACAAUCACUCUGAUGAGGAGAAUAACAGUGCUGACGAGUAUGAGCCACAGAACAAACGUACAUAUCACUCAAACAAUGGAUACAGUGGUAGUAACAGUAACAGUAGCAUCAAUAACAACAACAACAACAGCGUCAACAAUAUCAACAACAACCUAAACAACAACAACAACAACAACAACAUGUUUGACGAACGAUUGUUUGAAGAGGUGAUUAGGAUAAAGAAGGGAUUCAUACUUAGGAAGAUGAAAGAGGAUGGCAACUGUCUGUUCAGAGCAAUUGCCGAUCAGAUAUACGGUGAUCAAGAGAUGCAUAACGUCAUUCGUGAGAAAUGUAUGGACUACAUGCAACAGGAGCGUGAUCACUUCUCACAGUUCAUCACGGAGGACUUUGACAGUUACCUGCGCCGGAAACGAAAUGAUAAGAUGUACGGCAACAAUACAGAGAUGCAAGCGUUGGCAGAAUUGUUCAACCGACCCAUCGAGGUCUAUCAUCGAAGUCUGGAACCAAUCAACAUAUUCCACAGCGGCUAUCGAGGCAACAGUCCACUCAGACUGAGCUACAAGAACGGAAAUCACUACGACUCUCUGUCCGACAUCAACAAUCCCUCAGUCGGUGUUGGUCUUGGCUUUCCAGAUUUCCAUCCAGGUAUGGCGGACAAACAAAUGCUGGAAAAGGUACUAAAGAACUCGGAUAUGGACUUUGUUGAGAAGAGACUGGUGGAGGAGUCAAUGUUCUCAUCGGAUUGGAAAGAGACAGAGCAUGAGAUUGAACAACAGAUAUUGGCAGCGUCUAGAGCAGAGUUUUUUGAUUCCAUUAUACGUAAUCUGGGUACGGUCAAGGAUCAUGAUCGCGAUCCUACUCCUACCAAUACAAGUAGAGAUGAAAAUAACAACAACUUCCACUUUGGCAUCAAUAACAACAAUGGUAGACAGCCAGCACCAAGUAACAUUAACAACUAUAACAAUAUUUUUAACAACAACAGUUCUAACAACAACAAUAACAACAACAACAACAAUAAUAAUAAUAAUCACAACAGCAGU